CUCACCCAGCUGUCGUAGAGUCUGUAGUUAUCUGUGGAGCUUCUAAGUGUUUGGAACUUAUGAAAUUGACGCUUUACGCGCACUGCACCGGAUUAAGCGCGUUCACGCAGCGCUCAUAGCGCACAGUCGUUUUUAGAGGGCUCUUAUUGAUGGUUUUUUCCUGGGUCACUCCAUUAGGAGUGCGGUCCACCUGCGGUCCGGUCGAGCAGCGCGUCAUGGAUUACAGUCACCUGAUGGCGCCUCCGGUGCCGCCGCACAAACCCAGAUCCCCGCGCCCCGCGCUCUGCCAGGGCCGCCUGCUGAAGUGCGUGUUUCUCGGGGACGGGGCUGUCGGGAAAACCAGCCUGAUUGUCAGCUACACGACCAAUGGUUAUCCAACAAAAUACGUCCCGACAGCGUUUGACGAUUUCUCAGCGGUCGUACAGGUGGAUGGACAACCAGUGAGACUGCAGCUCUGUGACACUGCAGGACAGGAUGAAUUCGAUAAGUUGCGUCACUUCUGCUACACGCGGACUGACGUCCUUCUCCUGUGCUUCAGUGUCGUUAGUCCCACUUCCUUCCAGAACAUCGGUGAAAAAUGGGUGCCAGAGAUCCGACGCCGUUGUCCGCUCACACCUGUGCUGCUGGUGGGCACCCAGUGCGACCUACGGCAGGACGUCAAGGUCCUCAUCGAACUGGCACGGCACCGAGAGCGACCCGUCCUGGAAGAGGACGCCCGCGCCCUGGCAGACAAAAUGGGAGCGGUAGCUUACAUAGAAUGCUCCUCUCUCACACAGAAAAACCUUAAGGAGGUGUUUGAUGCCGCCAUUUCCGUCGGGCUCCGACACUCUGAUCGAAGAUCCAGACGAGAGAGGAAGGUCCACAGUACUGCUGAUAAAAUGAAAAUGCUCUCGAAGUCGUGGUGGAAGAAAUAUAUCUGCAUACAGUAGCCAAGAUCAAACCCAUCUUCUGAGGCAUGGACAAUGUGAUGGACUCUUGUUUAGCGUCACGCUCCUCAAGCGGAUGAUGUUUUGCUACUCUAAGGAUGAUGUGAAUGGUUGCAAAAGGUGCAACUAGCUUCCCAAUGACCUUUGCAGGGCAGUUGCUAAAAGUCACAGGGCUCGGGAUAAAGAUUUUCUUCUCUCGGGACACUGAGUAGAUGUAGAGGACAUUAUCUGCUGUUUACAUCCAUGUAUUUUCAUGCAAAUCUGGGAUAUAGCAUAAACACGAAAUGGAAAUUACAUACAUAAAAAACAAUGCGCAAACAAAACU
This is a messenger RNA of Carassius carassius (crucian carp), 1251 nucleotides long. Its product is annotated as rho-related GTP-binding protein RhoU-like. Bases 150 to 929 code for a protein of 259 amino acids. Gene Ontology annotation, molecular function: GTP binding; GTPase activity. The transcript is spliced from 4 exons. The record is from RefSeq and is a predicted model, not a curated record. NCBI's taxonomy places the organism in Eukaryota, Metazoa, Chordata, Actinopteri, Cypriniformes, Cyprinidae. Gene Ontology annotation, biological process: small GTPase-mediated signal transduction.